Messenger RNA from Cheilinus undulatus (humphead wrasse), 3452 nucleotides. Its product is annotated as NLR family CARD domain-containing protein 3-like. Gene Ontology annotation, molecular function: protein binding. Lineage: Eukaryota; Metazoa; Chordata; Actinopteri; Labriformes; Labridae. The transcript is spliced from 10 exons. The record is from RefSeq and is a predicted model, not a curated record. Bases 176 to 2977 code for a protein of 933 amino acids.
CCCUCCCCCACUAGGAUGUUACUUUCGUUUUUAAGCAAGCACGUCUCAAAGUUUAGAAGCAGUCAGAAAAGUUCAGUUCUAGUGAAAAUCAGACUAAUCCGGAUCAGUAUCGUGUGUGUGGGACGGUAGCUCGGUCUGAAGGAGUUCUGGGGGGCAAAGGAAGGCCAGUAUCAGGAUGGAGGAGCAGAGCCCAGACUGUCCUGAACCCAGCUGUGUGUCCAUGAAGAGUGAUCAGUCUAAAGAGGACUGGAUUAACUUUAAACAAUCUGCAGAUGGAAGUGUCAUGAUGGAGCAGAGGCCAGACUCUCCUGAACCCAGUUGUUUGUCCAUGAAGAGUAAUCAGUCUAAAGAUGCCUCUAUUAACUUCAAACAACCUGCCGAUCGAAGUAUCAGGAUGGAGCAGAGGUCAGACUCUCCUGAACCCAGCUGUUUGUCCAUGAAGAGUGAUCAGUCUAAAGGUGGCUGGUUUAACUUCAGACAGCCUAAAGGAAGAUGGAAUAUUCUUGGAAGAAUAAAGAAGAGGCUUGAUUGUGUGGAGGAACGAUCCAGAACACCACAGCUGCAGAUAUCCAGUCAGUCCAGAAGUGUAACAGCAGACAGAGGUCUACAGGAGGUUCUAGAUGAACACAGGAUCAGUCUGAGGGAGAGAUGUGAACAUGUGACUGAAGGAACUGAUGAAGCAGGAAGUAGAACCCUCCUGAACAGGAUCUACACUGAGCUCUACAUCACAGAGGGACAGAGUGAAGAGGUGAACAGCCAACAUGAGGUGAGACAGCUUCAGACAACUUCCAAGAUGGAGAGCCUCCAUGAGACUCCAAUCAAGUGUCAGGACAUCUUUAAAGCCUUACCUGGCCAACAGAAACCCAUCAGAGUGGUUCUGACCAACGGUGUGGCUGGUGUUGGAAAAACCUUCUCUGUGCAGAAGUUCACUCUGGACUGGGCAGAGGGCUUGGAAAACCAGGACAUCAGUCUGCUGGUUCUGUUUUCAUUCAGGGAGCUGAACUUGAUCAGAGAUAAGCGCUACAGUCUUCUGGAGCUGCUCCAUGUUUUCUAUCCAACAUUACAGAAGGUCAGAGCCCAGACGCUGGCUGUCUGUAAACUUUUGUUUAUCUUUGACGGCCUGGAUGAAAGCAGACUGUCUUUGGAUUUCAGCAUCAGUGAGGCUGUGUCUGAUGUGUCAGAGAAGUCCUCGUUAAACGUGCUGCUGAUUAACCUCAUCAAGGGGAAUCUGCUUCCCUCAGCUCUCAUCUGGAUAACGUCUCGACCUGCAGCAGCCAAUCAGAUCCCUCCUUCAUGUGUGGACAGGCUAACAGAGGUCCGAGGCUUCACUGACGCCCAGAAGGAGGAGUACUUCAGGAGGAGGUUCAGUGAUGAAGAUCUGUCCAGCAGAAUCAUCUCCCACAUCAAGACAUCCAGGAGCCUCCACAUCAUGUGUCUGAUCCCAGUCUUCUGCUGGAUCACUGCUACAGUUCUGGAGCACAUGAUGAGUAGGAAGCGGAGGAGAAAGCUGCCCAAGACCCUGACAGACAUGUACUCACACUUCCUGUUGGUUCAGACAAAGAGGAAGAAGAGCAAGUACGAUGAGGGACCUCAGAUGAGUCCUCAGGAACUCAUCAGAUCUGACAGGGAAGUUCUUCUGAAGCUGGGGAGGCUGGCGUUUGAACAUCUGGAGAACGGAAACAUCAUGUUCUACCAAGAAGACCUGGAGCGCUGUGGUCUGGAUGUCACAGAGGCCUCUGUGUACUCAGGUGUUUGUACUGAGAUCUUUAAAAGAGAGAGUGUGAUCUUCCAGAAAACAGUCUACUGCUUUGUUCAUCUGAGCGUUCAGGAGUUUCUGGCUGCAGUCUACAUGCGCCACUGUUUCACCAACAGGAACACAGAUGUCAUCGAGGCGUUCCUAAAAGAGGACAACCACAGAGACGUAUCCACAAACUCCUCUCUAAGAACAAGAAAGCCAUUUCAAACUCCAUCCCUGGUAGGCAUUCUGAAGUAUGCCAUGGAGAAAUCCCUGAAAAGUCCAAAUGGACACCUGGACCUGUUUGUUCGCUUCCUUCAUGGCCUCUCUCUGGAGUCUAACCAGAGACUCUUAGGAGAUCUGCUGGGUCAGACAGACAACAGUCCAGAAAUGAUCCAGAGAGUCAUCAAGAACCUGAAGGAGAUGAACAGUAAAGGUAUCUCUCCUGACAGAAGCAUCAACAUCUUCCACUGUCUGAUGGAGAUGAACGACCUCUCAGUACAUCAGAACAUCCAGAAGUUCCUGAAGUCAGAGAACAGACCAAGGAGGGAACUCUCUCUGUUCCAGUGCUCUGCUCUGGCCUACAUGCUGCAGAUGUCAGAGGAGGUUCUGGAUGUGUUUGAUCUGAGCCACUACAACACAUCAGCCCAGGGAAGACUGAGACUGAUUCCAGCUGUGAGGAACUGCAGGAAGGCUUGGCUUUAUGGCUGUGGACUAUCAGAGACUCACUGUGAAAUCGUGGCCUCAGCUGUAAAGUCCAACCCCUCACAUCUGAGAAAGCUGGACCUGUGGAACAACAACCUGCAGGAUUCAGGAAUGGAGCUUCUUUCUGCUGGACUGAAGAGUCCAAACUGUCGACUGGAGACUUUGUGGUUGGGGCACUGUGGUUUGUCAGAGAUCAGCUGUUCUUCUCUGGCCUCAGCUUUAAACUCCAACCCCUCGCAUCUGAGAGAACUGGGCCUGAGUGACAACAAGCUGCAGGAUUCAGGAGUGGAGCUUCUUUCUGCUGGACUGAAGAGUCCAAACUGUCGACUGGAGUCUCUAUGGUUGGAGCGCUGUGGUUUGUCAAAGAUCAGCUGUUCUUCUCUGGCCUCAGCUUUGCAGGCCAACCCCUUACAUCUGAGAGAGCUGGACCUGAGUGGAAACAAGCUGCAGGAUUCAGAUGUAAAGCCGCUGUCUGAUCUUCAAAAGGAUCCAGACUACAGACUGGAGACUCUGGGCUGGUGGAGUUUUCAUGAUUAAAGAGAGGAUCCUGAUUGUCCUGCUUGUCAGAGAGGGGGAAGCAGCAGCAGCUGUCUGUGGUGAGUCUGUAACUGGGCCGUGUUACUGGGAGACUGACAGACCAAUCCCAACCAGUGGAGAUGAGACUGCUCUGAGAUCAGCUCCACUGUGGACCUCCCCCAUGUUUCUAUUCUAACACAGAUUCUCAGCGUAAACUGCUUUAGGACUAAAUGACUGAAGAUGAACGUCUCCAUUUGGAUACAGAUGUUGAACUUUCUGUCACAGCGCCCCCUUGUGGAAAUACAUGAACGAGGGUUAGCGCAACUUUGGUAGAGGCUAGCUUUGGUACAUGACAAUCUCCCACUACCAAGACAAACAUUUUCUGAUCCCUGAUCUUUAACAAAUAGCUCAUUACCAAAAAGAAUGGUGUUGUAGUGAAAUACCUUCAGGCCUGCAGGAUUUCUAAGGGCGGGGGGGGGGGGGGGCUUCCCCGUGU